This is a messenger RNA of Seminavis robusta, 1428 nucleotides long. NCBI's taxonomy places the organism in Eukaryota, Bacillariophyta, Bacillariophyceae, Naviculales, Naviculaceae. The record is from the annotation of a GenBank genome assembly.
AUGCACAUCCCCUUCACUCUAACUCCUCUUCCCAUCACCAGGCACAGAUUCCAAAGUCUACAGUCAAAAGCUGGAGUCUUGGGGAAACUCAUUCACAAGGCGUCACAAGAUGAUGCAUUUCUAAAGCAAGCCAUGGAGCCCAUCACUGAAGGAGAUCCAUUCUUCAAACAUCUAUGGGAGUCACACUUGAAGCUUCAAACACAGGAUACGGAAAGGCGCUUGCCACUCUUGAUCAUGCGAUCUGAUUUCAUGGACGAUGCUACUGUGGGACCCAAGUUGAUUGAAUUCAACGCCAUUGCAGCGGGAAUGGGGCCCUUUGGACAGAGAAUACAUGAACUACACAAAUACGUUUACACACAGCAUCCAACAACCUACCACCAAUUCUCCGCUCUUCCUCAUACUGACACUGACACUGAUACUAAGCUGGAGCUGGUACAAAACAAGGCCAUCGACAGCCUCGCUGAGGGAAUUGCCCAGACUACCCUUCAGAUCAAGAACGAAUUCAACGAUGAUGGACCGCCAAGAUUCCUCAUGGUUGUACAACCAGACGAGGACAACGUCUAUGAUCAGCAUCUCCUGGAAUAUGCUCUGCAAGAAAGAGGCAUUCAGACAGUCCGUCGCUCCUUUCGAGAGCUUCAUGAUACUCUCUCAUCGGGAGAAUCGGGAAGGCUCAUGCUCGAGGGCGUUGGAUCUAUUGAUACCGUGUAUCUGAGGUCUGGCUAUUCGCACUGUGACUUUUACUUAGGUGACCUCGACCAGAAGGAUCAGUGCUGCCACUCACUCCUUCAAACCAGAAUAUUCAUGGAAAAACACCGUGUGGCCAUGAACGCAACCAUUCGACAACAAAUGGCAUCCAGCAAGCGUGUUCAGACCUUGCUGUCGGCCAUGAAUGCACAAGAGCUAUGCAACAAGUUCGAAUUGACACACGAAGAGGCUCGAGCCGUCAAGGAACUACUCGGCACCAACUUACCCAUCACCGGCGACACAAUCCACUGGCUCGAGAAGGAAAAUGUCGACAACUGGGUCCUCAAAAACCAAGGCGAGGGAGGAGGACAUGCGAUCUUUGGUCAAGACAUCAUCCACAAGCUGCAAGAGCUCUCUCCCGACGACUACGCUGCUUGGUCGAUCAUGCAACGUCUCCGCCCGACUCCACGAUCAGUACCCACUGUCUUGGUCCGCAAGGGAGAACCGCAGCUCUGUCCCGACUUGAUUAGUGAAAUUGGAGUCUUUACAGUUCAUGCAGAUGGAGUCCCCGCCACCAACCUCGUGGACGAACACGAACAUGAACACGAAGACAACAACGACAAUACUCAUAAUGCUGGUGGCUACGCGGGAUAUUUGAUUAGGAGCAAACCUGCGUUGGCCCCAGAAGGUGGCGUCCACAGUGGCAUGGGAGUGCUGGAUUCCCUGGUUUAUGCAAGCAACUGA